Messenger RNA from Prunus avium (sweet cherry), 1628 nucleotides. NCBI's taxonomy places the organism in Eukaryota, Viridiplantae, Streptophyta, Magnoliopsida, Rosales, Rosaceae. The record is from RefSeq and is a predicted model, not a curated record.
AGAAUGUAUCUCUCCAGAAAAAGAAUGAGAGCACACCAAGUGAGAAAGAAAGAAAGCCCCGAUAGAGAAGGAAGAAAGAGGAAGAGUGAGAGCAGAGAGCAGAGAGAAAAAUCAGUGAGCCAGUGAGAUUGUAAACACUAAAGCUGUAGCCCUAUUAUUUUACAUAGUCAAUAUUCCAACAUAUACCGUUCAUUUUACAACAUAUAUUUCUACUAGAGACAGAGAGAGAGGGUCAGAAAUAUGGAAGUAGCUGAAGAGAUAGAGAUUGCCAUAGUUGGUGGUGGAAUCUGCGGCCUUGCAACUGCCCUUGCUCUUCAUAGGAAGGGUUUGAGGAGUGUGGUGUUGGAAAGAUCAGAAUCCCUGCGUGCCACCGGGGCAGCAAUCACCAUUCGACCAAAUGGUUGGCGAGCUUUGGAUGAACUUGGUGUGGCCUCCAAGCUCAGACAGACUGCCGUGCCGCUUCAAGGGACUACAGACAUAUGCCUCAAUAGUGGGAAGCAACGAGAAAUACCGAUUGGGCCUAACCUUAUAAUUAAUUAUAGAGGUGGGGAAACAAGAUGCCUGAAACGGACGGAUCUGAUCACAGCACUAGCAGAUAGCUUGCCACGUGGCACCAUACGCCUUGGAUGCCAAGCACUCUCUGUUAAGUUAGACUCAUCAACUACCAGUCCAAGUCUUCAUCUCCAGAAUGGAAGCUCCAUCAAAGCCAAGGUUUUGAUUGGAUGUGAUGGAGCCAACUCAGUUGUUGCAGAUUUUCUUGACCUAAAACCAACAAAGCUCUUCUCAUUAUCGGCGGUUAGAGGUUUUACAAUGUAUCCAAGUGGUCAUAAUUUUGAGAACAAAUUUGUCCAAGUUAGGAGUGACAAGUGCACAGUUGGAAGAAUGCCCAUUCACAAUAAAUUGGUUUAUUGGGUCGUCAUUCAGAGAGUCAUGUAUGGUAGAGGAGGGUUGGAGGUUCCAAAGGAUCCAGAGCUCAUUCAGCAGCUGACAUUAGAAGCAGUCAAAGACUUCCCUUCAGAAACGAUAGACAUGAUAAGCAAUAGUGACAUUGAAUCAUUAUCUAAAUCACGCUUGAGAUACCGUUCGCCGUGGGACAUUCUGGCAGGAAACUUUCGAAAAGGAAGCGUGACAGUGGCUGGCGAUGCCAUGCAUCCGAUGGGACCUUUCCUUGCCCAGGGUGGCGCUGUUGGCAUUGAAGACUCAGUUGUCAUUGCUAGAUGUUUGGCUCAGAAGUUGGCUGAAAAUUAUGAUAAAAAAUCAAGGGCAAAGCAUAUAAUGAUGAUGGAAGUGGAAGAGGCUUUGGAUAAGUAUGUGAAGGAAAGAAGGAUGAGACUCGUGCAGCUGUCAACACAAAGUUUUCUUGCUGGUUUGCUACAUCAAGAUUCUUCAGGGUUGGUCAAAUUUCUGUGUGUCAUCUUGAUGGCCGCUCUUUUUCGUGAUAUGAAUCGUAGCACUCGAUUUGAUUGUGGACGCCUUUAAAACUCUAGUGUUGCUUUAAGUUGAUGCAUUUUAACUAGAUUCAAAUAAUGCUAUCGUUCUGUGAUCGGUGUUUUGUUUUUAAUUGAAAUAAACUUCUUAAUGCAAUGAUAUUGCAUAGUUGAGGGAAUAAUGACUUUUUUGAAAUGCCA